GCCUCGUCGAUGCUCCGGCGACGCGUCAUCGACCUCGCAUUCGCUUCGUCUUUCUCUCGCGAACGAGAGAUCCAGAGAUUUAGCUCUUGAGAACCCUAGAGAUUCGAAUUUCGAUCGGUGUUUGCAUUGAGGAUUCAUCGCCGGAUCGGUUUGUGGUUUUGAUGCGGAGGAGAUCGGCGAUGUGUUCGUGGUGGUGGCAUUGAAGAGUUGUUUCUCUUGAGGGGUUUUUUCUUGCUGGAUCUUUGUGGAAUUGGGGUUUUCUGGCGGUUUUGGGAUGGAUUUGUUUGGUGUCAGCGAGGAGCUGGCCGAGAUUGAUGGGCAGAUCACCGAUGUUUUGCGCGCAUUGUCAAAUGGAUUCCAGAAGUUGGAGAAAAUCAAGGAUCCGAGCCGGCAGAGCCGGCAAUUGGAGGAACUCACCGGGAAGAUGCGGGAAUGCAAAAGGCUUAUCAAGGAAUUUGAAAGAGCGAUGAAGGAAGAAGAGAGGAGAAAUUCUGCUGAUGCCAACCGAAUGCUGAAUGAUAAAAAGCAGUCAAUGAUCAAAGAACUGAAUUCAUAUGUUGCUCUCAAGAAGGAAUUAGCAAAUAAACUCGAAAACAAACGGGUUGAUCUUUUUGAUGAUCCUGCCAAUGGAAAUGGCUUUGCAAAUGAAGAAAAUGUUCUGUUAGCUUCAAAUAUGUCAAAUCAGCAGUUGAUGGAUAAUGGGAACCGUAUGAUGGAUGAGACUGAUCAAGCGAUUGAGAGAUCAAAAAAGGUUGUACAAGACACUAUGAAUGUAGGAACGGAGACCGCGGCUGCCCUCAAGGCACAGACAGAACAAAUGAGCAGAAUUGUAAAUGAGUUGGAUUCCAUCCAUUUUUCAAUAAAGAAGGCAUCUAAACUGGUGAAGGAAAUUGGUAGGCAGGUGGCAACAGAUCGAUGUAUAAUGGCCUUGCUCUUCCUAAUUGUGAUUGGGGUUAUAGCGAUCAUUAUUGUGAAGAUUGUGAACCCAAAUAACAAGGACAUACGGGAUAUUCCUGGACUUGCACCACCAGCCAGUCGGAAACUCUUAUGGGAUCUCAAUGGCCGAUGAAGACUGGCCAUUAUUUACAAGUCAUGAGUCCUCUAUUUACCACCAAUUCAAGCACAGCCCACAGGACUUCAAGAAUUUUCAAAUAUAGAGCUCUUGUGCUGGUAAGUUUUUGAAAUGCCGUGGUCUUAACAUUUAUUUAAUCUAGAAUCUCAUUGAGUAUUCUACUUUUAUUAGAAGAUGUUAUUGUUAUUAGGCAAUGAAGCUGUGCAUCCUGUUCUUCAAGGUGAAACUCAUGGAUUGAAUUUAUUAUGUAUCAACUUUGACUUAUAUAUUCGGAUGUCGAAUUAGGUGAAAUAUUAAGAAUUUUUCUCCCUUAU
Messenger RNA from Dioscorea cayenensis subsp. rotundata (Guinea yam), 1386 nucleotides. RefSeq names its product novel plant SNARE 11-like. Lineage: Eukaryota; Viridiplantae; Streptophyta; Magnoliopsida; Dioscoreales; Dioscoreaceae. The transcript is spliced from 11 exons. The record is from RefSeq and is a predicted model, not a curated record. Gene Ontology annotation, biological process: vesicle fusion; retrograde vesicle-mediated transport, Golgi to endoplasmic reticulum. Gene Ontology annotation, molecular function: SNARE binding; SNAP receptor activity. Gene Ontology annotation, cellular component: late endosome membrane; endoplasmic reticulum membrane; ER to Golgi transport vesicle membrane. Bases 275 to 1069 code for a protein of 264 amino acids.